This is a messenger RNA of Culex pipiens pallens (northern house mosquito), 541 nucleotides long. RefSeq names its product chymotrypsin inhibitor-like. The record is from RefSeq and is a predicted model, not a curated record. The transcript has a single exon. Lineage: Eukaryota; Metazoa; Arthropoda; Insecta; Diptera; Culicidae. The coding region runs from base 244 to 498 and encodes 84 amino acids.
ACUCCUGCGUCAUAGAGUGACACCAGAUUGGACACGUAGAACUUAUAGCCCAUUGGUGCUAAUCAAUCGGCAAAACUGUGCACGGGGAAGUGCAUUUUUUAUGCAUCGACAAAGACUGGCGGCACGUGUGUCCACUCUACCUGUAAGGUAUAAAUACCAAACUGCACCGCCUUCAAGUUAUCAAAAGCAGCUGAGCUUGCAGUUCAAAGACUUGAAGAAUUCAACUCAACACUCUCUGUCAACAUGAAGGUUACCGUUGCUCUUCUGGUGCUGGCCGUGGCCAUCGCCGCCGUCAACUGCGCUCCAUCGGAGUGUUGCGGCAAGUACGAGGUCCGUGUCCCGUGCGGAUACGACUGCCCCAAGCCGUGCUCCCACGAGAAGCCCUGUGGCAGAUCGUGCCACUGCCGGUGCAUCGAGGGAUACCACCGCAACGACGAGGGUCGCUGCGUCCCGAACUGUCCGUCCUGUCCGAGAAGCCCGUACCCGUCGGUGGAAUAAAUUUGAACACAAUUUUUUAAGUAACAUUGAAACUUGCCUAGAA